AUGUCCAUCACGUUGUACGAUGAACAGUCAAACCCGAGCAAGUUUGCAGGGUCAAAACCGAAUCUAAAGGAACUAGGUAAUUACAAAACAGCCGAUGUUACAGCAGGAAUCUGGAUCUUCUACACUGACAUAAACUACAAUAAAGAAGGAAAUAAAGAGGGCAAGAAUCAGACUUUCAAGAGAGUAGAACAAAGUUGUGGUCUUGAUCCCGUUCAAAUAGAUUCAGUUAAUGGCUCCAUGUUCUUGGUAGACGGAGGACUCAUUUUGUUUGAACACUUUUUCUUUGGUGGAGACAGGAAGGUACUACGAAUAUAA
This is a messenger RNA of Porites lobata, 315 nucleotides long. NCBI's taxonomy places the organism in Eukaryota, Metazoa, Cnidaria, Anthozoa, Scleractinia, Poritidae. The record is from the annotation of a GenBank genome assembly.